AUGUUUAUAAUACAUCUUUAUUUGUAUUAUUUUUUAAAUUUAUAAAAAGUUACCAAAUUUUUUGUGAGUUAAGCAUUCUUUUUUGAAAAAGGGAUUUUCACUGGUAGCCUACAAGAAGAUAUUAAAUAUUUAAUAAUUAAAUAAUAAUAAUAAUAAUAAAAAAAAUAUAAUCAACGCUUAUUCAUUAAAUCGAAAAUUGAGAAAACAAACAAAUUACAGCAAAACAAGCAAACUUAUAAGAAAUAAUAGAGACUCAUUAAAGUAUAAUUACACUGUAAGAUGACUGAUUAUCAUAAUUUAAUUUAAGAAUACUAAAAUGGAAAUUCAACAAUGGAGUCAAAGCAAAGGGCUUUUAUGAAAGCAAUUUAUUAGACCCCUCAUUUUUAUAAUAUGAUAAAAAGAUAAGAAGAUAAAAUAAAUCGCUUGGUUUCAGCAUUUAAAAUAAGAGAGUUCAAUCGUAAGGAUAUAGUCUAUCGCCAUAAAUAGCCUGUAAAAGAAAUUUAUUGGAUUUUAGAAGGUUAAAUGAGCUGCUGGGAUAAGAAAACAGACUAGGAUAUCAACACUGAAAUGAAGCUAACUGGAAUGUAUGAGUAGUUUAUUGCAAGCAAUAACAUGGAUUCGCUAGCAAGAGAUUAGCAAGAAAAGUUUUAAAACAUUUAAAUUAGACUAAAAUAUCUUAGAGAUCCAGAAUUAGAUUAAAUGAUUCGCGAAAUAGAUACUCAGAGGGAGUAUUUCCUCCUAAGUAAUAUUUGUAGCAUCAAAAGAGUGCGUUUUUUAGAGGCAGGAGAAAUAGCUGGAGAAAAUUGUGCUAAUUCUGGAUUAAAGUAUGAUGGCUUAUGUGUUGUUAGCAGUGAGAAAUGCAUUGCCUUAUCGCUUUCUACAGAAGAGUAUAACCAUAUAUUUACAACUAAUAAAGAUUGCUUUUAUUUUAUUAAGGAAGCACUCUAGUAAAUAUUUGGAUUCUCAAAUUAAAGGUUAAUUAAUCGUCUGGCAUAUCAAUUCGAAGUAAUCAAUUACUAGUAUAAUUAGGUAAUAUAUAAUGAAGGAGAUAUCGCUGAUUGCGUUUAUGUGAUUAAAAGCGGUGAAGUAGAAAUUGUCAAAACUCUUAGUUUGGCAUAACUUUAAUAAUAAGAUAUUUUAUCAGGUUCUAAUCAAAUAAAUUAAGAUUUAAUUUAAAAUAAGGAUAAAAAUGUAGAAAUUAGCACUUCUUAUUAGGUUUAGGGAUCUACUAACCAAGCCGUAUUAAAGCAUGUCCAAAAUUGCGAAAUUAGCAAAUACAAAAGAAAACUAAAACCAAAGGUGAUGGAAACUCAGAUAGUGCUCAAGAAUUAAGGUCUUCUAGGCCUAGAAGAUUAUGUUUAAGAAGCCUGUGAAAUGUAACCUGAAAAAGAUAUAGAAGAGUCUAUUAAACCAAAAAAAAAGAAUGGAGAUUUGCAAGAAAAGAAAAAGAAAUUAAGGUACGUUAAGGCUAUUAGCAAAUCAAAUGACACUGUUCUGUUGAAGAUUAGAGACAAAUAUAUAAAUAACUUGCUCAAUGAAUAAGGUAUCAAUCGUCACAAAGUGUCUGAGAAGAUGAAAAUAUUAAAAUUGCAAUAUCACAGUGAAAGACUACAAAAGAUUCAUGAAAUUAAGAGUUAAAACAAUCAGUAAAAUAAUACUGGACAGGGUGGUGUAAUUACAGAUCUGAUUGCGUAUAACAAUUACUAUGAAAACAGCAAUAUAAAUAUUAGUAAUAAUAAUAAUAAUACCACUAAUAAUAUUCCUCUUAAUAAAUUUAUUUCGAAUUAGUCUAACAACUUUAAUUACUCUUAGGAAUCUGAUGAAAAACAUAAAAACACCUAACUACUCAAAAAACAAGAUACUUCUUAAUCUUAACUUUUAAUUUCUUCUCUUGUUAGCAAAUCAAAUAUUCACUUUGGAAAAAUACCUGAUAGAAGAAGUUCUGAUGAAGAAAACUACAAUUCUAACAAGACUGCACCUGCUAAUGAUAAAGAGGAUGCUUCAUCUGCUAGUAAAGACAAGAUUUAUUCUUUCACUCCAUAAUCUAAUAGGAUAGCUUAGUAGAGAGAAGCCCUUAAAAAUCUUCAAUAAUUAGACAUCAAAGGUAGCGUUUAAAAUAAAUAUUUUGCAGAAUGCAACUCAGCUGAACCUAUUUUAGCUUCUUAUUCAAGAAAAAAUAUGAAGAAAUUUACAGACUAUUCCUCCGUUUCUACAACUACAACUGCUAGUUUAAAUUCUAUGCAAAAACUAUCACCCACUCUUUCUAUACCGAUUAAUUCUUACUAAAAAUUUCAAUCUGGUAAAUAAAUGAACUUAAAUGGUACUCCAAGUAAUGUUUUAGUCAACUCGCCUACUUGUGUUCCAGAAUUAUAACAAAGAAUGAAUGUGCAAAGAUAGCGCCCUUCUAAAACGUUUACAGAUAUUAACAGUAACAGCAUGCAAUCAUAGAGAGAAGGAAGCACCUCUCCAAUGCCUUGCCUUCAUCCAUUAAUAGCAUCUGAAAAAUUUAAUAGUUAAAAACUAUAAGAAACAAAUAAAAAAAUAAGCAGUAGCAGCGAAUUUAUAAAAGACACCAAUUUAUUCUAUUCUACAAAUUUUAUUUCUAAAAAUUAAAGUAUGUAAUAACUUUAACAGACUGAUUUAAUUAGUUCUUCAUAUAAAAUCAAUAAUAAUAAUAACCAAAAUAAUACAAAUAAGGAAGAGCUUAAUUUACUAUUCUUACUUCCUGAAAAAACAAAAUUAAUCAAUCAAAAACGCCAAAAUAGAUAAAAGACUGAUUUUUAGCAAAAUGGUUCUCAAGUGUAACUGAAAUUUAACUCUAACAAAGCAAAUGCAAAUGAAUAAUGCAAAAAGAGUUUUGAUAGUAAAUUAAAAUGUAAUAAUUAGAUUACUAGUAAUAUUGCCUCUUUAGCUGAUUUAGAUAAUCUUUAAUUACAAUAGAGUAUCUAAGAAUAUCUUCCAGAUACAGUCAGUAGUAAUCCAAUACAAGAAGAUCAAAAGCAAUUUUUUAAUAGACUAAAAGGAAUACACCCAGUUCUUAAAAAAUGCAAAACUCUUAUAUUUACAAAUGAUAAAAUUUCUUAAGUUAAAGAUUGCUAAACUGAAUAACAAAAUGAUGAUAAAUCUAAAAAGGUUUAGCAAUAGUAAGACACGACCACCACUGAUUCAUCUACAUAAUGCAUAUCUUCAGAUAGAACUAAUAUGAAUAAGACUGAACAAAAAACAUAAAAGCACAGAAGAAUUUAAAUAAGUGAUAAAUAAGAUAUAAACAUGAUAAGUGAAAUAAAUUGUGUUCCACUACUUAAAAAUUAAAAAGAGCAAAUAAAAACAAAGUAAACUCUCUAUAAAGACAAUUUUAACUCAUUUAGUGCUAAGAAUCUGAAUACUCAUAAUUGUGAUCCUCAAUAAAAUUAGAAAAAUACAUAAUAAGAAAAAGGUGAUUAUUAGACUCCAAUAAAUAUAAUAUCCUAUAAGUAAUAAAAUGAAUUAUAUGUAGAUUCUGGAUAUUGCUAAAACAAAAAGAAAAAUGUGGCAUAAGACCAAAAAAAUGCAAACGCUUUAGAGAUGCUAAGAAGAAGUAACACGACCAAAUAAUCUAAAAAUAAUAUAUUCUCAACGUCAUGUUAAGAUCCUUAAUUAAAAAGCAAACUAAUUCUAUCGAACUCCUUAAGCAACUUAAUAAAUUCAAAACCAAUGAAUCAUAGUCUUUAGGUGAAAGAUAGAAUAGUGACUUAAGAGUGA
Messenger RNA from Tetrahymena thermophila SB210, 3741 nucleotides. Its product is annotated as cyclic nucleotide-binding domain protein. The record is from RefSeq and is a predicted model, not a curated record. Lineage: Eukaryota; Ciliophora; Oligohymenophorea; Hymenostomatida; Tetrahymenidae. The transcript has 2 exons.